AUGAUGAAUCCGGGUUGCAUUUCCUCAUACUGCAUCCGAAUCGCGCCGGAGCAACCCUUGACGUUUGCAGUUGCUCUAUCAGAAUCAACAAUGGUGUCAGGAAAGAAAACGAAGAAGACUCAUGAAAGUAUCAACAACAGGCUGGCUCUUGUAAUGAAGAGUGGAAAGUACACUCUUGGUUACAAGACAGUUCUUGAGUCCCUCAGAAGCUCCAAAGGUAAACUGAUCAUCAUUUCCAACAAUUGUCCACCCUUGAGGAAAUCUGAGAUUGAGUACUAUGCAAUGCUUGCCAAGGUUGGGGUUCACCAUUACAAUGGAAACAAUGUUGAUCUUGGAACUGCAUGUGGGAAGUAUUUCCGGGUGUCAUGUUUAAGUAUCAUUGAUGCAGGUGAUUCUGACAUCAUCAAAAGUCUUCCAGGAGACCAGUGAAAGAUUUAAAAGUCUGUACUCUUUUUGUUUUUUAUAUUUAUUCAAACUUUUGGCAAAGUAUAUUACCCUCUAUUGAGUUUUGGAAUGGUUUUGUUAGUAUAGUGAUUUGGUGCCUUUGUAUUUGGUUGUUUAUUGUGUUGUUUGACCUUGUUAUUUUAAAAAAAAAAAAAUUGAAAUGUUUGAUCAC
Messenger RNA from Lactuca saligna, 616 nucleotides. The record is from the annotation of a GenBank genome assembly. Lineage: Eukaryota; Viridiplantae; Streptophyta; Magnoliopsida; Asterales; Asteraceae.